UCUAAUUCUAAAGAGUUCCUUGGGUAUGGCGGCGGCUGUGCUGUUGAGGGUUUAUGGUGUUUCUGGGUUCGGAUGCUUAAAAUUAACGUAUCGUCGUCCCCGCGGUGUAUGCUGUCGAAAUAUUUCACAUGCCAAUCUUUACAAGAAGCCGAAAACUUUGGUGUUUAAUGGAACAUCAUUGCUAUAUAACCCUCUUACGUCAGCACGAUGCGUUUCAGCACGGCCGCCAACAACGGGUAUACCAUCUCCUGCAGACAAACCACCUGUUCGACAAUGUUUCCACCCUGGUACUGCGUCUCUUGCAAGGGAGGGGGAGCAGUUGGUCAAAGGUGGCCGGAAGAUCACUGCUGUAGAAAUGCUGAGUGCUAUGGGAGCAUACAUCUGGCCAAAGGAGGAUGCCGAUAUUCGCAAGCGAGUGCUUGUAGCAUUGGGCCUACUAGCUGGUGCCAAGCUGCUCAAUGUAUUUGUUCCCUUCACGUUCAAGUGGGCUGUGGAUGAACUGAAUGCCACAGCUGCUGAGCCUGCGCUGAGUCUUGCAUCAGCAGAGAGUACCGUCCUCACAUAUGUCACUGCUCUCCUCAUUGGAUAUGGUAUUGCAAGGGCAGGAGCAGCUGGAUUCAGCGAAUUGCGUAAUGCUGUCUUUGCAAAAGUGGCCCAGCAUUCAAUACGCAAAUUGGCACGCAAUGUAUUCCUUCAUCUACAUCGUCUUGACCUUUCAUUCCACCUUAGCCGCCAGACAGGUGCAUUGUCAAAGACAAUAGACAGAGGUAGCCGUGGCAUCAAUUUUGUUCUCUCUGCCAUGGUGUUCAACGUGGUUCCCACAGUAUUUGAGCUGGCCCUUGUGAGCACUAUAUUGGGAUCUCGGUAUGGUUCUGAAUUUGCUGCUGUUUCCUUGGGCUGUGUUGCUACAUAUGCUGCUUUCACGCUCGCAAUCACACAAUGGCGUACAAAGUUCCGUGUUCAGAUGAACAGGGCAGAGAACGAAGCAGGAAACAAGGCUAUUGAUUCAUUAAUUAACUAUGAAACUGUUAAGUAUUUCAACAAUGAGCGGUAUGAGGCAGACAGAUAUGAUCGGGUACUGAAAGACUAUGAGCAAGCCUCACUGAAGACGAGUACCAGUCUUGCUUUGCUUAAUUUUGGCCAAAAUGCUAUUUUUAGUGGUGCUUUAAGUCUUAUAAUGGUGAUGGCUGCCAAGCAAAUUGCUGCAGGGCAAAUGACUGUUGGUGACCUUGUAGUAGUGAAUGGUCUACUCUUUCAGUUGUCUGUGCCAUUGGGCUUCUUGGGAUCUGUAUACCGUGAAGUGCGCCAAGCUCUCAUAGACAUGCAGACAAUGUUCACUCUUAUGACUGUUGAUUCCAGUAUCAAGACAAAGCCUGGGGCUCCAGUGUUGUCACUUACCCCAUCAACGGCAACUAUUGAUUUCAGAGAUGUACAUUUUUCGUAUGGACCUGGCAAAAGCGUUCUCAAUGGACUCUCAUUCUCCAUUCCUGCUGGUAGCAAAGUUGCUAUUGUUGGUGGUUCUGGUACUGGAAAGUCCUCUAUUGUAAGGUUGCUCUACAGAUUCUUUGAGCCACAAACUGGGCAGAUUUUGGUGGGAGGACAGGACAUCCGUGAUGUUGAUCUGGACAGCCUGCGAAAGUCCAUUGCUAUUGUACCACAGGACUCUGUGUUGUUUCAUGAUACAAUCAUGUACAAUGUUCAUUAUGGAAACCUCAACAAAUCAGAUGAAGAUGUUUACGCAGCAACAAGAUUAGCAGACUUGCACGAUUCCAUCCAGCAGUGGCCACAGGGCUAUUGCACACAGGUUGGUGAGAGAGGACUGAAACUGUCAGGUGGUGAAAAACAGCGGGUAGCCAUAGCGAGAGCUGUGCUGAAAGGUGCCCCAAUACUUGUUUUUGAUGAAGCCACAUCAUCACUUGACUCAAUCACUGAACAUAACAUCCUCGAUGCCUUAAAACGUGCUACCAGUGGUCGCACCUCAAUCUGCAUUGCACACAGACUCUCUACAGUCAUGGACGCAGAUGAAAUCCUCGUUUUAAGUGGAGGCCGUGUUGUGGAACGUGGCACACACACCCAGCUUCUGUCGAGGGCAGAUUCACAUUAUGCUCGCAUGUGGGCUGUGCAACAAGACAAUGGACUGGGGACGGAGUUACGGGCAAAAAUAGCAUCCAAGAACUAGAAGUGAAGUUUUGAAACUAAUGUGCCAACCUAAUGCAAUUUACAGGUGUGUGUGUGAAUCAAGUCUGUAUGAAAUGAGUAUAAAUUUUUGAUCAAUUAAAAUUUAGUGACACAGUGGUGGUCUGCGGAGAUACCUUCUAGCUGUAUCUGAGCAAUGUUCUAUUUUGUAACUAUUUCUUAUAUAAAUUAUUGUGUUGUCAGAUAUGGUUAAUUUUGUGAUGUGAAUGACAGAAAUAUAAAAGUACAUGAAAUUGUUAAAGUAUUAAGUCAUUAACCAGUCUUCAGCAGAGGAAAAUGUGAAGAGUGCAGUGAAAGUGGAGAUACCUUCUAGCUGUAGCUGAUGUUCUAUACAUGAGAAACUGGGAAUUAGAAAUUUAAGUUCAAAAGCUUGAGACUUAAGUGUUUCAGCUGGUCAUGAAUUGAUUUCUGUCUUGUAGGUCAGUAACUGCUUAUGUAUGAUACUUUCAUACCAAAGUUCAUUAUUGUUUGUAGUCAUUAUUAACACUCGCUACACCAUCCUUUGUAUAUGAUAAGUCUUCUGCCUGGAGUAAUAUGAAAAGAAUUCGCAACAUUAUUUACAGAAUGUCUGUGGAAGAAUUAUACCGAACUGAAACCACAAGAAAGGCAAGAUAAAAUAGUAGAUAGGUCUAUCAGCUUAUUUCCGUAAUGUACAGGAUCAUCAAUAAAGUCAACUCCAACUGCAUAGAAAAACACUGGAUUUUAACCAACCAAAGGAGCACAGUAGAUUUAUCACAAUGGAUAUAUUGCAAGUUAUGAAAAAAAUUAUAGAAUGGAGCAGUGAGUAUGAAUUCAUAGAUUUUGAGAAGGCAUUUCACUCCAUUUCAUCGGAAACUGUGCUAAUAACAUUCUAUUACACAUAUGUUUGUAUACUUAAUAAUAUAUACAUCUAUGCAGCAAGUUCCAUAUUGCCAAGACUUUUCUCAGCAGUUUUCAGAAUUUCAAACUGGCAAAGGAAUACAUGUUUAUAAAACAUUUCUGAACCACUUACAUAUUGCCAAUAGCAUUUACCUUUAGUCCAGAUAAACAUGAAUGGAAUAAUAUAAUGGAGCAAAUUUGAGAGUAGGGAUGAAAAUAGAUAUCAGUACUGCUAAAACAUGAGGGGUCAGCUUUUAAGUUUUUAAAAGUUGUGGUAACUCAGAAACUGGCGCACACACAUUGGUUUACGGUAAGUGUUUAAAGAAACAGUGUUGUGAAAAAACUGAAAUGUCUUGCCAAGGUUUAUGUUGGAUGAAUUUUAGGAUUUCUAAAAGGCCUAUCUUGGCAGCAAUGCCUUGAAUCACAUUAACUUUUGGCAAUCUAUCAUCUUCAGAAAACACUGUACAUUUGGUUUGCAAAAUUUUGUCAUGGUUGUGCUUCUGUCAGUAUCAAAUUUCACAAAGAUUGACAAAAAAGGAGGGGGCUGGUGAGAUGAUGCUGUAGGUAAUACAACUGAAGAGCUUCAGCACACGAAAUACCACAAUGACAGUAGUACAUUCGAUUUUUCAUGAACUGUUUUUCAUUGUGACAUGGCCAGUGGUCACUCAGCACAUCAAUUUAUUAUUUGUCAGCUAAACACUGAAUUUAUUUUGUCAUUGCUCAUAUUUAUCUGAUGUAUUGUGUCUCCUUUCGUUUCACAUAAAAGCUGCGUGGCCAACAAUAUUAUUCACCACCAGAACCUGUUGAAUACUUCCAAUACAAUAUUGUCAAAACUGGUUCAGAAGCUUGCAAAAUUAAAAUUAUGUGUAUUUUAAAGACAAAUAAUUUGAGAAACAAAAUGAUGUGAGUAAACAAAAUUCUUCUAUUGUUUUUGUGGAAUCUUAAAAGUCAGCCCUUGUGAUGUAUAAUUAACACAGCAAAAGGAAAAUAGCGUGCAUUAAUGAUGAAAUCAAAAACCGAGUUGAAGUUACCUUAGCUGAAGAUGUGGCCAGAUGGACAGAAGAGUAAAAAUGGUCUUUAGUGAUUUUGGUACAUUGAACAGUUCUCAACAAGUCUCUGAAAUUAUACAAUCAGUGUGUGGUACCAUUUUUGAGACUUGGGUGCAGAGAGAGAGAGAGAGAAAAAACACUUUUCAAUGUGAGAACUAUUCAUACACAGAGUGAGUGAGAGAUGCAUAUUGAGAAUUAUUAGGGGAGAGAGAUUAAAAAGACAUAAUUAUGCCUAAUGAGAAACAAAUGGAUAUGGCAGAAUGUACAUAUUUGACACCUAAAGGAGGCUACAUGCCAAAUAGCAGACAUGUUUUCAACAACAGGCGGACCAAAAGAGAAAGAAAGCUCGCUAGACUGCUCAUGAAUAGAGAGCGCGCAGCUGGGCUACGGUAGUGUGCAUAGAGGAGAACAGUGAGUAUGAAGAGGGGUUGAGGGUGGGUAGCAAUUUGCUGGCUACAGGCCAGCGAGGGAGGGAGGUCGGAAUGGAUUUUUCACAGAUUUCCCAGUUAAAAAUACACUUUUUGUUGGGUGAAAAUACACUUUUUUCUGGAUGAAAACUCAGUUUUUCCCAGGUCAAAGUACAUCUUUUUUCUGUGUUAAGUGACAAGAACUUCCCAGCACUUUCGGAAAUGAAACCCAGGCGAAAGGCAAUAAGUCCCAUAAAGAUCUUUGGUGAGCGGCAACAUCUACACUGCAUAUUUUCGAAUUACAAAAGUAUAAACACACAUUCCAUAAAGUACAGCAUGGUAGCUUCAGAAGCACUGGAAUCUAGAUUGUGACGUGCUUUUGUCAGUCAAUUAUAGCUCAUGUCACGUGAUCUCACCAGCCAAUGACAGCAGAUACUCAGAGCAUAUGACAUGUAAUGUAGUCAGCCUAUAGCAUCAUUGUUAAGUAGCGUGAAAACACAAAUAAGAAAAGUUAAUGGUUUAAAUUAAUAUGCGUGCAUAUAGCUACGAGGAAAGUUAAGCUUUCACAUAUAAAACUGAUCAUCAAAAUGUUUUUGCUGUUUUCUGCCAAUAAGUGUGGUUAGGCAUCACCUAAGAGCAUAACUUAAAUUGCAGCAGCUGAAUAGUUCUGAUGACCACGAUUAUGAAUUUCAUUGCUGAGCACCGAACAUUUUGUAAGUUACCUGGCUGAAUACUUGUUCUGUCAAGCACUUAAUUUUCCACAGAAAAGCCAAUUACUUGUGAAAUUUCUCAAAAACUCACUUUGCACUUUCUUUUGGAAGAUAAUUAUACUUUUUGCCAUUGUUAUUGUGUACAUUGUAAUCUAUGAAACAACUAAAAUAAAUAUUACAAACUAA
Messenger RNA from Schistocerca nitens (vagrant locust), 5406 nucleotides. It is a transcript of the gene ABCB7, whose product is annotated as iron-sulfur clusters transporter ABCB7, mitochondrial. Lineage: Eukaryota; Metazoa; Arthropoda; Insecta; Orthoptera; Acrididae. Gene Ontology annotation, cellular component: mitochondrial inner membrane. The record is from RefSeq and is a predicted model, not a curated record. Gene Ontology annotation, biological process: transmembrane transport; intracellular iron ion homeostasis. Gene Ontology annotation, molecular function: ABC-type transporter activity; ATP hydrolysis activity; ATP binding. The transcript is spliced from 14 exons. Bases 26 to 2179 code for a protein of 717 amino acids.